GCCACCGCAUCCGCUAGCCAGCUCACUAGCCCGCGCGCCACAGCGAGCCGGCACGAGACUGGUAGGCGGCUCGCUGUCGCCCGCCGCGCUAGGGGAAGAUAUCCCACCAGGCUGGGGGCAGAGCGCCCGCCUCCCUUCGGCGGCGACCAAUCGGGGCGCCGGGCCGGCUCGGCUGGGGCCGGCCGCGCGCGGGGCAUGUGAGGACGUGCUCCCUGUCGCUGAGUGCCAGAGCAGAGGAGCAGUUGCUGUGGUGCUUGCUGCUGCGGGUGCAGGCGCGGAUCAUCGGACGCGGGCGCGGUUACGUAGGGCGGGAAGGUGAAGCCAUGACUGCCAUCAGUGAAAAUAUUCUUUUUGGAAUGGGAAAUCCUCUUCUGGACAUCUCUGCUGUAGUGGACAAUGAUUUCCUUGAUAAGUAUUCUCUGAAACCAGAUGACCAAAUCUUGGCUGAGGAAAAACACAAGGAACUGUUUGAUGAACUUGUAAAAAAAUUUAAAGUUGAAUAUCAUGCUGGUGGCUCUACCCAGAAUUCAAUUAAAGUGGCCCAGUGGAUGAUUCAGCAACCACACAAAGCAGCAACAUUUUUUGGAUGCAUUGGAAUUGAUAAAUUUGGGGAGAUCCUGAAGCAAAAAGCUGCUGAAGCCCAUGUGGAUGCUUAUUACUAUGAGCAGAAUGAGCAGCCAACAGGAACCUGUGCUGCGUGCAUCACUGGUGACAACAGAUCCCUUGUAGCUAAUCUUGCUGCUGCCAAUUGUUAUAAAAAGGAAAAACAUCUUGAUCUGGAGAAAAACUGGAUGUUGGUAGAGAAAGCAAGAGUUUGUUAUAUAGCAGGCUUUUUUCUUACAGUUUCCCCAGAAUCAGUAUUAAAAGUGGCUCACCAUGCUUCUGAAAACAACAAAAUUUUCACUUUGAAUCUGUCUGCACCAUUUAUUAGCCAGUUCUACAAGGAACCAUUGAUGAAGGUUAUGCCUUAUGUUGACAUACUUUUUGGAAAUGAGACGGAAGCUGCCACUUUUGCUAGAGAGCAAGGCUUUGAGACUGAUGACAUUAAAGAGAUAGCCAGAAGGACACAAGCCCUGCCAAAGGUGAACCCGAAGAGGCAGCGGGUUGUAAUCUUCACCCAAGGGAAAGAUGAUACUGUAAUGGCUACAGAAAAGGAAGUCAGCGCUUUUGCUGUCUUGGUUAAAGACCAGAAAGAAAUCAUUGACACCAAUGGAGCUGGAGAUGCAUUUGUUGGAGGCUUUCUGUCUCAGCUGGUCUCGGAAAAGCCCCUACAUGACUGCAUCCGUGCUGGCCACUAUGCAGCAAGCGUCAUAAUUAAGCGAACUGGCUGCACCUUCCCUGAGAAGCCAGACUUCCACUGAUGGACAAGCCGGAAACCCAAGCCCAAGCGUACAGACACUGCCCUGAUUGCUUCCAUAUUAAUAAAGAAGAAAAUCAUCUGCCAUCUUUUCCUACUAUAAUAAUAUUCAUUCUUAAUUUAGAGGGUAUAGCAAUGUGCAGUAGAAUUUUUAUUCUCUCAAUAACCUUAAAAAAUGAUGCUUUUUUCCUCAUAGUUUGAUAGUGCCACUUAAAUGUCAUUAAACAAUUAUAUAACAUUUCAAUAGAAAUUUUGAUUUCAUUUUUAAUUACUUUGUAAAUUCCUGUGUAUUUAGCAAAUUGAUCAGCUUUUUUUUACAUUUCUGCUUUGAAUAAAGAUGCAGUUUAAUAAUAUAAUAGUCUUUUUAAAAGUAAUUAAUCCUAGUAUCAAACUUUGGCUUUUUAUACAAAUAUUUUAAUUUGGGAGUAUAUACAUAUGUGUGUGUAUAUUUAUAUGUGUGUACAUAUACAUACAACUGUACAUCUGUAUACCACAUAUAUACAUGAUAGAUGGUCAGAUAAGAUACAAAACUAUUUAUCUUGCCAAGCUAUGCCAAAUAAUCUCUUCAAUGUGCACUCAAACAUAUAAUAAAUUUUGGAUAAUUGAUUUGCCAAAUUUUAAGUUAUAUUACAAUAUAUAAAUCAUAACCUUAUAAUUUACGUAUGUUAUUCUGUAAUUUUGAUACAAAUAAAACAAUAAAAAUGUGUCAUAUAGACAUUCUUUCUGUUUUUGUCCUGUGCCUAAUGCUCAAUAAACUAAGAAAGAAAGAUAGUCAUUUAAUACUGGGCCCUGCAAUGAUUUCUAAUUUGCUGAUGGAGUAGGAUAGAAAACACAGUACACUGAAAAUAACUUCAUAGUAUUGGAGACCAAUAAGUCACCUAAUAUGUGUUUUAAGGAAGACAAAAUGGAGUAAUAGAAUCUCUGGAAUCAGACUUAACUAGCUUUAUAUGACUUUGGGCAAAUUAGCCUCUUUGGCCUCAAUUUCUGCAUCUUUAAAAUGAGACUAUGUACAAGGUCAUUGCCAUAACUGGAGAGAAAAAAAGAAGUAUAAAAUGCUUGGUACAAUGCCUGGCACAUAGGUGCUUAAUAAGGAGCAGCUGUUUUUAUCACUAUGGUUAGUGUUGUUGAAGAAGAAAAAAGUUAAUAUUCAGAAAACUGAAUUUGAGCCAUGGAAAGCGUUUGGUGUUU
This is a messenger RNA of Choloepus didactylus (southern two-toed sloth), 2545 nucleotides long. It is a transcript of the gene ADK, whose product is annotated as adenosine kinase. Gene Ontology annotation, biological process: purine ribonucleoside salvage. Gene Ontology annotation, molecular function: adenosine kinase activity. Gene Ontology annotation, cellular component: nucleus; cytosol. The record is from RefSeq and is a predicted model, not a curated record. The transcript is spliced from 11 exons. The coding region runs from base 324 to 1361 and encodes 345 amino acids. Lineage: Eukaryota; Metazoa; Chordata; Mammalia; Pilosa; Megalonychidae.